Equus quagga is the source of this 6832-nucleotide messenger RNA. RefSeq names its product kinesin family member 26A (gene KIF26A). Bases 122 to 5740 code for a protein of 1872 amino acids. The record is from RefSeq and is a predicted model, not a curated record. Gene Ontology annotation, molecular function: ATP binding; microtubule motor activity; microtubule binding. The transcript has 16 exons. Gene Ontology annotation, biological process: microtubule-based movement. Lineage: Eukaryota; Metazoa; Chordata; Mammalia; Perissodactyla; Equidae.
GAACUUCGGAGCGGCCGGCCCGGCCAUGGGGGCGCCCCCGGGCCGGAUCACCUAGCCGCGGCGUCCCCGGAGAGCCCGCGCGGCCCCGAAGCUCCCGCCUAGCCCUUCCUGCAUCUCGGCCAUGGGCGGCCGCGGCGCCCCUCUGUGCGCGGCACAACCCGCGGUGGCCGAGGGCGGCCUGGCCCGCGAGCCGCUGCAGCUGCUGGAGGUGUCCCCCCGCAAGAGGCUGCCCGCCGGGCCCGAGCAGGACCCAUGCGGCAGCCGCCCUGCGCCCGAGGGCGCCGGGGCCGGCGCAGAGCAGGGCCACUCGGCCGGCGGAGGCGGCUGGUGCCGCCACUGCCACACGAAGCUCGCCGAGCUCAAGCGACAGGCGUGGAAGCUGGUCAGCGGGCCCGGGACACCCCUCCGGGACCCUUGCCUCUCUGCUCUGCUUCUUGACAAGCUGCCAGCGUGCCGCUCGGAGGCCGAGCGCCGCUGUGACGUCUGUGCCACGCAUCUGAACCAGCUCACACGGGAGGCCUUGCGGCUGCUACAGACACCUACCAGCCGCGAGGACUCUGACGCCCCUCAUGGAGGCCCCGGCCUUGUGUCCCCCAGCCCCGGCACGAUGACCAGCCCGAAGGAUGCACCAGUGCCGGCAGGCCCAGCAGGGAGGCAGCCAGGCCGAGCAGGGCAGGACAGGAGGAAGGGGCUGGCCUGGCCAUCCGGGCCCAGCGUCCAGGUGUCGGUGGCACCUGCUGGCCUGGGUGGAGCACUGAGCACGGUCACCAUCCAGGCCCAGCAGUGCCUGGAGGGCAUGUGGAGUGUCUCGAGGGUCAACAGCUUCCUGCCGCCAUCAUGCCUGGCUGAAGCGGCGGUGGCUGCCGUGGCGGUGGCAGACACGGUCCGAGACGGCCCCCCCACUAUUGGCCCAGACGGCGUGUCAAAGACGUGGGGCCGCGGUGGGGCCUGCACAGCGGCCCUGGUCACCCCAGCCCCAGGUGCCCCGGCGGGGGGCUCCACAGGCCCGUCAGCCGCGGCCUCCUUCUUCAGCAGGGCCGCCCAGAAGCUCAGCCUAGCCUCCAAGCGCAAGAAGCCCCACCCGCCACCAGCCCCCGCCACCCGCGGUGCCUCCACCUACCCCACGGAUUUCAGUGGGGUCCUGCAGCUGUGGCCGCCCCCUGCACCCCCCUGCCUGCUUAGGGCUGCCUCCAAGGCCAAGGACAACCCCAGCAGUAUCGGAAAGGUGAAGGUCAUGCUGCGGAUCUGGCCAGCGCAGGGGGCCCAGCGCUCGGCCGAGUCCACGUCCUUCCUGAAGGUGGACCCGCGGAAGAAGCAGGUCACCCUCUAUGACCCGGCUCCUGGGCCCCUGGGCAGCGCGGGCCCACGCCGCGCCGCCACCACUGCGGUUCCCAAGAUGUUUGCCUUUGAUGCCAUCUUCCCCCAGGACUCGGAGCAGGCUGAGGUCUGCUCUGGGACAGUGGCCGAUGUGCUCCAGUCGGUGGUCAGUGGGGCUGAUGGCUGCAUUUUUUCCUUUGGCCACACAAACCUUGGCAAGUCGUACACCAUGAUUGGAAAGGACAGCUCGCCCCAGAGCCUGGGCGUCGUGCCCUGCGCCAUCUCCUGGCUCUUCCGGCUCAUUGAUGAGCGCAAGGAGAAGACGGGCACCCGCUUCUCGGUUCGUGUCUCGGCCGUGGAGGUGUGCGGCCGGGACCAGAGCCUACGGGACCUGCUGGCCGAGGUGGCCUCUGGCAGCCUCCAGGACGCCCCGUCUCCGGGCGUGUACCUGCGGGAGGACCCUGUGUGUGGGGCACAGCUCCAGAACCAGAGCGAGCUGCGGGUGCCCACAGCCGAGAAGGCGGCCUUCUACCUGGACGCUGCCCUCGCAGCCCGCAGUGCCAGCCGGGCCGGCUGCAGCGAGGACGCCCGGCGCAGUUCGCACAUGCUCUUCACGCUGCACGUCUACCAGUACCGCAUGGAGAAGUGUGGCCGGGGAGGGAUGUCUGGAGGCCGUAGCCGCCUGCACCUCAUCGACCUGGGCAGCUGUGAGGGGGUGCCUGGCAGGGGUGGGGAGGCCCCCGGGGGCCCCCUGUGCCUGUCCCUGUCGGCUUUGGGCAGUGUCAUCUUGGCCCUGGUCAGUGGAGCCAAGCACGUGCCCUACAGGGAGCACAGGCUCACCAUGCUGCUGCGGGAGUCCCUGGCCACCAACAGCUGCCGUGCCACCAUGAUCGCCCACGUCUCGGACGCGCCAGCCCACCACACCGAGACGCUCAGCACGCUGCAGCUGGCCGCCCGCGUCCACCGCCUGCGCAGGAAGAAGGUCAAGUACGCGUCAAGCUCCUCAGGCGGGGACAGCUCCUGCGAGGAAGGCCGUGUCCGCCGCCCUCCACACCUGCGACCCUUCCACCCCCGUGCCCUGGCCCCGGACCCCGACCGCCUGGCCUCCAACUCACCCGGCGACCCCGACUACUCAUCCAGCAGCGAGCAGUCCUGCGACACAGUCAUCUACGUGGGGCCCGGUGGGGCAGCGCUGUCAGACCGCGAGCUCACCGACACUGAGGGUCCGCCUGACUUCGUGCCCAUCAUCCCUGCGCUGAGCCGCCGCCGGCCCUCCGAGGGCCCCCGCGAUGCCGACCACUUCCGCUGCAGCACCUUUGCGGAGCUGCAGGAGCGGCUGGAGUGCAUUGAUGGCAGCGAGGGGCCCUCAGGAGCCCUGGGCGGCACCGAUGGCACCCAGGCCAGCCCGGGCCGCGGCGCCAAGAAGGCCUCGCCGCCUGAGGCUGAAGCCCCCAGGAAGGCCGUGGGCUCCCCGCUGGCCACCAGCACGCCUCGAAACAGCCCCGGCCUAGACACCCACCGCGGCGUCCCAGAACCUUCUAAGGCUGGCAGUGACCCGAGGGAGGACGGCAGCACCAGGCCUGAGCUGCCUGUGCCGGACAAGGCCAUGGGGAGUGGAGACAGGAGGCCGCUGCCCAGCCCGGCCCCUCCACCACCUCGGCAGCUGGAAGCUGGCAGAGCCCCAGAGGAGCCUGGAGGAGGGGGCACCGAAGGCGUGGUACGGACGCCCCCCGUGGGCAUGAGCAGGCAGGCGGGAUGCCCCUGCCCAUCAGCACGUGGCCGCUGUCUGGAGCGGGGGCUACUGACCACCACAGUGACCUUGCAGCAGCCAGUGGAGCUCAACGGCGAAGAUGAGCUGGUGUUCACAGUGGUGGAAGAGCUGUCCCUGGGUGGGCUUGCUGGCCCCGGGCGCCCUGCCAGCCUGGCCAGCUUCGGCAGCGACUGCUCCCUGCAGGCCCUGGCCUCGGGUUCGAGGCCGGUCAGCAUCAUCAGCAGCAUCAAUGAUGAGUUUGACGCAUACACCUCCCAGGCCACAGGCGGGCCCCUGGAGGGAGCGGGCUGGGCUGGCAGCAGUCACGGCUCCUCCAUCAGCUCCUGGCUCAGCGAGGUCAGCGUCUGCACGGCCAACAGCCGCGGCCCCACUCCGCAGCCUCCCUCGCGGGCCAGCCCAGACCCUUUCAGCCCUGACUUGCCAGCAGGGUCCGACCCUCUGGGCCCCCUGAUCCUGGAUAGCUCGCUAGAGGAUGGCAGCUUUCGGUUCUCGGAGCGUGACAGACCAGAAAGUCCUGGCCCAGCCCAGAGUCCUCGUCCUGGGGACACAGCUGCAGCAGCCGCUGCUCGAUCUGGCAGGGAGCCCCAGGCCAUGUCUUCACGGGCAGCAGCCCCAGCACAAACUAUCCACUCCAGCCUUCCCCGGAAACCGAGGACUACCUCAGUGGCCAAUCGUGCGGGCUGUGCUCGCCUGGCCCCCAGCCCGCUUGGCCCCGGAGGGCUAUUCGAGGACCCCUGGCUGCUCCGAGCAGACGAAUGUGGCCCACUCCAGGUGGCCUCUGCCAGCAGGGCCCCCAGUCCGGCCCCGAUGCUGGCUUGUGCCCGGAGGGUGGUGGACGGCUGUGAGGUGGCAGCCAGGGUGGCCCACAGACCAGAGGCCGUGGCUCAGAUCCCACCACUGCUGCGGAGGGGGGCCACCACCUUGGGUGUGACCACACCUACUGCAUCCUGCGGGGACUCCCUGGUGGAGGCAGUGGCCUGCUUGGGCAGUCCAAAGGCCACCCCCAGUAGCAAAAAGAGCGUGACUCCCAAGGGGAGCCUCUUCCUGAGGCCUGGUGGGGUGGCUCCCCCGGCCCCGCCUGUCCGCAAGUCCAGCCUGGAGCACAAGAACAGUCCAGUGCUGGCCCCUCCCCAGGCUGCGGGCCUGACUCGGGCUGGGGCCGCGGCCCUCCUCCGAGGGGAGGAGGAUUCCAGGCCCAGCAGUCGCGCCGACCACUCCAUCCCCAGGGCCACAUCCAGCCUAAAGGCCCGGCCUAGCAAGGCAGAGGCAUCAUAUCGUCCUGCCACCCACGGGUCUCUGGAGCGCUGUGAAGUCCUGGCGCACGGCAGCAGCAAGGCCAGGGAAGCCCCUGGGAGGCCAGUCCGGGCCGUGCCCAGGUUGGGUGUACCGCCCACCAGCCCCACGCCCGGACCUGCUCCUGCCUGUAGGGGCAGCCUGGCUAAGGGCGUGGGGGCUCCUAAGCCCCCAGCCAGCGGGGGCAAGGGCAGAAACCUAGUGGCCAGCGGGUCGAGGGCUCUGGGAGCUUCAGUGAAGCCACUAGCCCCUGUAGCGGGCAGGACCCCUGGCGGCCCUGUGACAGGUCCCAGGGUGGCCCCACGGGUGGCGCCUGGCGUCGCAGCCAAGGCCAGCCGGGGCACCAUUAUGGGCACCAAGCAGGCACUCCGGGCCGCCCACAGCCGUGUCAACGAGCUGGCGGCCAGUGGGGCCCCCAGCAGAGGCAGCCCCUCGUGGGGCUCGGCUGACUCGGAUAGUGGCAAUGACAGUGGCGUGAACGUGGGCGAGGAGCGGCCGCGUGCAGGCCCGGCGCUGCCUUCCCCCUACAGCAAGGUGACCGCCCCGCGGCGGCCCCAGCGCUACAGCAGCGGCCAUGGCAGCGACAACAGCAGCGUGCUGAGUGGGGAGCUGCCACCUGCCAUGGGCCGUACUGCCCUAUUCUACCACAGCGGGGGCAGCAGUGGCUACGAGAGCAUGAUGCGCGACAGCGAGGCCACUGGCAGCGCCUCCUCUGCCCCCGACUCCAUGAGCGACAGCGGUGCUGCCUCUCCGGGGGCCCGCGCCCGCAGCCUCAAGUCUCCCAAGAAGAGGGCCACAGGUCUGCAGCGGAGACGGCUAAUCCCAGCCCCGCUGCCUGACGCUGCUGCCCUGGGCCGCAAGCCCAGCCUCCCUGGGCAGUGGGUGGACCUGCCCCCGCCCCUGGCCGGCUCGCUGAAGGAGCCCUUCGAGAUCAAGGUGUAUGAGAUUGACGAUGUGGAACGCCUGCAGCGGCACCGCCCGCCCCUGCGGGAGGACCCAGCGGAGCUCUCCCAGGAUGUGGAGAAGGGCCUGGUAUGUGUCAGUGCGAACCUGCGGCUGGCCGAGCGCAGGCAGCAGCGGCUGCGCGAGGUGCAGGCCAAGCACGGACACCUCUGUGAGGAGCUGGCCGAGACCCAGGGCCGGCUGAUGGUGGAACCCGGCCGCUGGCUGGAGCAGUUCGAGGUGGAUCCAGAGCUGGAGCCAGAGUCGGCCGAGUACCUGGUGGCCCUGGAGCGUGCCACAGCCGCCCUGGAGCAGUGUGUGAACCUGUGCAAGGCCCAUGUCAUGAUGGUCACCUGCUUCGACAUCAGCGUCACCACCCCUGCGGCUACCCCUGGGCCGCAGGAGGUGGACGUCUGAGGCUGGGCACCGGGACUUGGGGGAGGGGGCGUGCAGGGGUGCGAGGACGGGACAUGGACGGAGCGAGGAUGUGGUAGGGGUUGGAGGGAUGAGGAUGCGGAGGGUCCCCUGUGGGACCCAGAGUCUCAGAGAUGAUGGAGGUCGUGUGAGGGAGGAGAGGGGCCGGCAGAGCGGCUUGGACAGAGGAAGUGGAGUGUGCACGAGACGGGGACACUGUCGCCACCCAGACAGCAACGCAAGUGCCUUUAAUCUCGAUUGGACUUCUCUCCUUUUUGCAUUUGGUGCUAAGGACUCAAGACACCAGCAGACGGUGUGCUCGGGGCCGGGCCUGGCGGUGGCUGUGCCGUCCGCUGCCGGCUGGAGCCAGCCGUGUUGGAUCUGAUCUCGCCUUCUUUACAGCCACGCAGUGUCAUGUAGCAGCCGGCCUGGGCUCCCCAGGCCUCGAUGUUAGGAUUCAGGAUUACUUUUCCUUUUCCGCUGUUUCCUCUCUGCAGGGCCCAGCUUGGCGGUCUCCGGACGCCCGGUCGCAUGUAGUUCUCUGCAGAUCACGCCAGCGGGGUCUCCCGGGCGGGUUGGCCGACCUGCCCUUCCCGAGGACCCACUCUGUCCUGAGAGGGGGCAGCGCCCAAGGGCUGAGCCGCGGGCACACGGCUCCUUCUUCCACGGCAGGAAUUCUUACCAAAACCACAAGCAAAAAAGAAAACAAACCAACACACACGACCUGGGGUGGGUAGGGGUUUUGUAAGGUUCUGUUAGGGUCUUAUUUUUAUAUUGUUUUGCCUAUCCAUGUGGUAUUUGCAGUGGGAAUUUGAAGACAAAUGAUCUAUGUUUUUAUGGUUUUCUAUGGAAGGUGUCCUUCAGGCCGCGCUCUUUCUGGGGGGUGCCCUGGGCAGGGUGGGGAUGCUUGGAGGGCACUUCUUGCCAAAUGCAGACCAGGGGUGAGCCUGUCGAGGUGGGGGGCUUUCCCAGCAUGACGGGCUCUGUUUUCUGACCGUCAUGCAUUUUCUAGGGGCGUCCAAACCUUUGUACAAAUGUGUAGAUAACAUCUUGGUACAGCUUUUCUUUGUGAAUAAAAGAUGCACCAAUUGUUCA